Molecule: messenger RNA, 771 nt
Organism: Sardina pilchardus (European sardine)
Lineage: Eukaryota; Metazoa; Chordata; Actinopteri; Clupeiformes; Clupeidae
Gene: anapc13
Product: anaphase promoting complex subunit 13
Exons: 2
Coding region: 304-507 (67 amino acids)
Biological process (GO): protein K11-linked ubiquitination
Cellular component (GO): anaphase-promoting complex
Source: RefSeq, a predicted model, not a curated record
UACCACUGUUUGGUUUUCUCCAGUGUUAUUCUUCAGUUUCUCACUUCGGCAAUUGGUCAAACAGCGGGAUAUAUAGGCAAUAUAUUAUCAGAGUGCAUCUGUUAUGUUUCAGAUAUUUAGUCUGUUGUGUUUAUCUGUUGUUUUAUAAUGGUUUGGGAAUAAAUAUCGAAGCAAAACAUUGAAAGUUGCGUCUCGAUAGGCCAGAGGUAGUUGUCCCCAUGGUCCUGUAACUGAAGCUUGUCAACUCCAGCCAAACGUUAACUGAACUGUUUUCGAGGUUGGUUUACUAUCUGUUCAGUAAACAUGGACAGCGAGGUGCAACGUGAUGGAAGAGUCCUUGAUCUCACCGACGAUGCGUGGCGAGAGGAUCGCCUUCCUUACGAGGAUGUGAAAAUCCCGCUGAGUGAACUCCCGGAGGCUGAGCAAGAUAACGGAGGAUCAACUGAAUCCGUCAAGGAGCAGGAGAUGAAGUGGACCGACCUGGCGCUGCAAAGCCUUCAUAUUUAACACACAUUUGAAUAUAAGCAAGCCAAACUCGCACUACACACACACAAACACACACAGACAGACGUACGUACCAUCUUUCAAAGAGGAUGCAUAGACCAUUAAUCCAAAGAUGGAGGAGACAGUUGUUAAGAAACAGAACAGACGUUGUAAUUUCCCCAUACUUAUGUCUCCAGAGAAGACUCAUGUUCGCAUAGAGAUCAAUAUCUGUCCGUGCAUGUUGGCCCAGAUUUUACAAAUGCCCAAAUAAACAUUUGAAAGAAAGUA